AAACAACAAUAAUUUCUGAUUUCCAUCGAAAAAGUAAAAUAAAAUAAAACCGACCAUGCCCACCUUGCCUUCUCAUGAAAACCACCUGUACAAACAGAUUCGGCACGACAUAAAUAAAAUACCAUUAACCAAAUUUUAUAUUAAUAAAAAAAUAUUAAAAUUAUAGGAAUGUUGACCCAAACCUUAUCCAACACCGCACGUCAAAGCAGUAUAAAUACCUAACGUGGUUGAACUAUCUACUAGUACAGAACCAGAGAUAACCAACCGAACGUGAGAGAAGAAAUAACCGAAAGCAAGAGAGAGUGACAUUGAUCGGUUCAAUGGCGGACAUAGCUAUUUUAGUGGCGGAGGAGUACGAACGGAGGGUGAGACAGACGGCUGAUUCUAGGUCGGCGUCGUUGGAAUUUGAUUGGUGGAAAAAUGUUCCGGCGAAGAUGACAAUAGAAGUCAACGAGAAGAAGAUAGAGAGUUUUAUGAAGAAGUUCGAGGCUAAAUCUCAGUUUGCCCUCGCCAUCUCCCAUGGCUUCUUCUCUGCUUGAUAUACGCUUUGUUCAUUAUCUAAUUUCGUUUCAUGAUCUAUCUGCUUUGUUGUUGUUUUUCUAAUGAUGUGGGAGUUUAUAUAAAAAAAGUAAAUAUCUGAAUUAAUCAAAUGGAUAUCUCUAUGACUUUGUCUUUUCCGUCACUGAAAAUGAAAGAUAAAACAAACAUCAGGGACCUACG
Brassica rapa (field mustard) is the source of this 720-nucleotide messenger RNA. RefSeq lists its product as uncharacterized. The record is from RefSeq and is a predicted model, not a curated record. NCBI's taxonomy places the organism in Eukaryota, Viridiplantae, Streptophyta, Magnoliopsida, Brassicales, Brassicaceae.